UUAUAGUCGACUAUAGGGAAAUACUGGAUCCCCUAUUUAAGCAUCUUCUGUAAGCCAUAGAAUCUCAAAGUUGGAUCCCUUUCAAAGCGAUGAACACAUUCACGAUUAUAGCUUGUGUGGUGCUGUGCACCUUAGCUCUCUCCGCCGAUGCCCUGAAUAUCGAACCGAGGAGCAGCUGGGGAGCGGUGGCUGCUCGAUCGCCUGCCAGGAUCUCCGGAGCAGUGGACUAUGUCAUCAUUCAUCACUCGGACAAUCCGAAUGGAUGCUCCACCAGUGACCAGUGCAAGCGAAUGAUCAAGGCUAUUCAGACGGAUCACAAGGGACGCAGGAACUUCAGCGAUAUUGGCUACAACUUCAUAGUGGCCGGAGACGGAAAGGUGUACGAGGGUCGGGGCUUUGGACUUCAGGGCUCCCAUGCCCCCAACUACAACCGGAACAGCAUCGGCAUUGUGUUCAUCGGCAACUUCCAGGGCAGCGCUCCCUCAUCCCAGAUGCUGCGGAACGCCAAGGAUCUGAUCGCAUUGGCCCAGCAGCGGGGCUACCUCAAGGACAACUACACCCUGCUGGGACACAGGCAGACCAAGGCCACUGCUUGUCCAGGAGAUGCGCUCUUCAAUGAGAUCAAGACCUGGCCCCACUGGAGGCAACUUUAAAGUUAAAGAGUUUUGUUAAUUUAAAUAUAUUUUUUUAGAAGAUAAA
Drosophila ananassae is the source of this 699-nucleotide messenger RNA. It is a transcript of the gene PGRP-SB1, whose product is annotated as peptidoglycan-recognition protein SB1. Gene Ontology annotation, molecular function: peptidoglycan binding; zinc ion binding; N-acetylmuramoyl-L-alanine amidase activity. NCBI's taxonomy places the organism in Eukaryota, Metazoa, Arthropoda, Insecta, Diptera, Drosophilidae. The record is from RefSeq and is a predicted model, not a curated record. The transcript is spliced from 2 exons. Gene Ontology annotation, biological process: innate immune response; peptidoglycan catabolic process. The coding region runs from base 90 to 653 and encodes 187 amino acids.